Molecule: messenger RNA, 1179 nt
Organism: Oikopleura dioica
Lineage: Eukaryota; Metazoa; Chordata; Appendicularia; Copelata; Oikopleuridae
Source: the annotation of a GenBank genome assembly
AUGGAUACAACUGAAGAGGUGAAAAUAGAGCUGACUGACGACAACAGCGACGAGAUCGACGAUUUUCAUCGAGAGAUACGGACAGAGGUGAUGGCGGAAGCGAAAAGAAAUUUUGAUAUGCUUCUUGAAUGUCGACCAACUGUUGAUCGUAACACUGCCUACAAAAUGUUCCAGGACUAUAAGAUCGAUUUGGCUGAGAAGAAACGAUACUACUUCCACGAACAAUUCGAGAGCCUGAUAAAACUCACCAAGGAGUACAUAAAAAAUAAUACUGAAGAAAUUCACGUGGCUUCAAUCAAACGGCCAGAGACGAUUGCAACAAAAGCUUCCACUUCAAGAAGUAUCUGCCCAUUUCCGCACGACUCAAGCGUUGAAAACAUAGAAAAUAUCUUGCAAAUCACAUUAUAUGCACCCGAAGUGCGCCUCGAAUUCCCUUACGAUCAGCCUCACAUCGAAAGCUCGGUAGAAUGGUCGCUUCAUUGGGAUCCCUGGGUUGCGAAGGUCAAGACCAAGGACGAAGCAGAAAGUAUUUUCAACGAAUUUUCUGAGCGAGAGGAAGAUCACGAGACGUUCACAACUCGAAAUCUCAUACAUUCUUGUUUUCAAGCAACGAAGAAAUUGCAACCUGCAAAAAUAAAACCUCUCAAUAGAAAAUUGGCUGACAGUUAUCGAUCUUCUUCGCUUCAGAAAAAGAUCUGUACUCGUUUUGUAAAAAGUUCCAACAAGGAACCAAUGCCUAAAGUUCCCUUGAAAAUCAUCAAUAGAAACACAGAAAAAGGAAUCUUCGCACGAAACAACGCCAAAGAGAAGGAGAUAGAUGAUAGAAUCAGAAAAGCAGUCAGACAUCAUGAAGUCUUCAAUAAGUCUAUUAUUCCUGCCGGCAAAAUUGCGGAGAUGAAAGCAUAUUCUAAGAAAUUCGCCCAAACGAAUGAAAACGAAGUCAUCAAUAAAGCCAUCACACUGUCCGACGUUUUCACUAAACCUCCUAUUCCACCCCCAAAGAGUGAGAAGACAAAUGGUUGUGCGCCGAAACAAGCAGAGAAAAAUGACAAGGUCAAGAAUCAGGAGGCGCUCAUCAAACCUGAUGCUCCAACGACAAACGAAAAAAUUAAGGAAAUUGAGAAUACGUUGAAAGAAAAGAUGAAAGCUUUUGCUACAAAACUUGCCGAAAAGAAAUAA